This is a messenger RNA of Tigriopus californicus, 965 nucleotides long. It is a transcript of the gene Prosalpha3, whose product is annotated as proteasome subunit alpha type-4-like. Lineage: Eukaryota; Metazoa; Arthropoda; Copepoda; Harpacticoida; Harpacticidae. Bases 120 to 887 code for a protein of 255 amino acids. Gene Ontology annotation, biological process: ubiquitin-dependent protein catabolic process. The record is from RefSeq and is a predicted model, not a curated record. The transcript is spliced from 2 exons. Gene Ontology annotation, cellular component: proteasome core complex, alpha-subunit complex; cytosol; proteasome core complex.
GCUUGGCUCCUCAAUCCUCAUUUGCCGAGUCAUUAUCCCUUCCUUGAACCCGUCGUCAGGCAUCCCUCUAUCACCAUCCUUUUGUGCCCACCCAUCAGAAUCCGCCCUGUGUUCGCAUCAUGGCUCGUCGUUAUGAUUCCCGCACGACCAUGUUCAGUCCCGAGGGACGUUUGUAUCAGGUGGAGUACGCCAUGGAGGCCAUCGGGCACGCCGGCACUUGCUUGGGCAUCUUGGCCCAGGAUGGGAUCUUGUUGGCGGCUGAGCGACGCAACACCAACAAACUUUUGGACGAAGUGUUCCACAGCGAAAAGAUCUACCAUCUUCAUGACGAUAUGGCGUGCUCGGUGGCCGGCAUCACCUCGGAUGCCAAUGUGCUCACCAAGGAGCUCCGAUUGAUCGGUCAACGGUACUAUUACAAGUACGGCGAGUCCAUGCCGUGCGAGCAAUUGGUGUCGCAUUUGUGCGAUAUCAAGCAGGCUUACACCCAGUACGGAGGCAAGCGACCUUUCGGCGUGUCUAUCUUGUACAUCGGUUGGGACAAGGAGUUGGGUUACCAACUGUAUCAAUCCGAUCCCUCCGGUAACUACUCCGGCUGGAAGGCCACUUGCAUUGGCAAUAACGCCAGUGCGGCCGUUUCGCAACUCAAGCAGGAAUACAAGGAGGGCGAGAUGACCUUGAAGGACGCCUUGGACCUAGCCGUCAAGGUGCUGAGCAAGACCUUGGACAUGACCAAGAUCACGCCCGACAAGAUCGAGAUCGCCACUUUGAGUCGCCAGGAUGACAAGACUCAAAUCCGCAUCCUGCCCGUUAACGAGAUGGAGGAGCUCAUCAAGAAGUUCGAGGCCAGUGAGAAGGCCGCCGAAGAGGCCAAGAAAGACAAGCCCUGAACGGUGUGGGGUUCUUAUAUUUUACUAUGUAAUUUUCCUUUCCCAAGAAACAAUAAUUAAAAAAAAAAUGCCCUCUUU